AUGAAUAAAACAACAAUUUUGUAUGGAGCCGUGCUGCUCGUAGUGUAUUUCACCUUGGUGUUUUGCGAGGAAUCUUCGGACAAUGUGAGCACUCAAUUAGUGAAUACCAACUCGGAUAUGAACGCGGAUGAGCUACUAAAUGCUGGCCGGGAUUUAUUGGAGUUCGAGGGACGCACACGUCGUCAUCGUCACAGACUAUGGUAUCGUCAUUUGUGGCCCUUGGCUAUUGCCUAUUGGAUUAAGGUUAAGCUGGUCAUCGUAUCCUUCUUUGUGGGCAGCGCCAUUUACUUGGGCUUGCGCUACUUCUGGCCACAUGCCAAGUGCAAUCAAGAGAUCAUUCUUGAUCAUCCUCCACCAUCGUUCAGUCAACACGAUCACAUACCUUAUUCCUUGGAUCCUCAUAUUCAUGAGCAUGAGCAUGAACAUUAUGAUUCACCCGGCUCCUUUGAUACCAGUGGCAGCUCCUUUGAUCCUUACUCCGGCUACUCCAGCUAUGCUAGCUCAGAUAUUGUGUCCGAUGUGUCUAGCACAGGUCCUGGCACAGGUCCACCAAACACUUUGCGUCGCGGCAAGCGCAGCGUGGAAAACGAAGAGGAAGUCGAUGAAGCUACUGUAGAUGAAGUAGAGCUGGUUGAUGAAGAGAUUACGGAAAGCGUAGCACGCCAGCAGCCCGCUGAAGAGCAGAUUGCUGACUUUUUGUUUGCCUUUUUGGGUCUGGACUCCAAGGCGUGCCGUCGCCGUUUUGUUUGCGAAAUGGAGUUCCGCUCCAAGCUGAAUCCAUUGAGUAGCAUGGCCUUCCGCAUUGUGGGCCGUGGCUUCUUUGAAAAGUAUACAAAUGCAAAUAAUCCAAAUGGCAGAGCUACAAACUUCUUUGAAUGCGCUACUGCAAAUCCCGAGUGUGUGUUUGUGGAAAAUGCUGAGCCCGAAUCCGCUGAGCCAAGUGCCACAGAAGUCACUGAAGCUGUGACAUCCGAGCCUGAGGCACAAAACGAGUUGAACUUGCAGGCGGAGCGUCGACAUGCCAAGAUCAAGCAUCGUCGUGGCGAUCGCAUGCUGCUCCCUAUAGCUGAGCGCAUAUUGACGCAAUAA
This is a messenger RNA of Drosophila busckii, 1089 nucleotides long. RefSeq lists its product as uncharacterized. The transcript is spliced from 4 exons. NCBI's taxonomy places the organism in Eukaryota, Metazoa, Arthropoda, Insecta, Diptera, Drosophilidae. The record is from RefSeq and is a predicted model, not a curated record. Bases 1 to 1089 code for a protein of 362 amino acids.